UCGCCGCUAUUCUCCUUCUCUCUUUCUUUUAAUCUGCUGUGUUUUUUUUCGUGGAAAUCUCAAGCAAAAUCUGGGAAACACCAACCCCACAACCUGGUAAUUUCUUCCGGGGAGGCUGUCCCUGAUUUUAUAGGCCAGAUUCUGAAAUCCUCUGUAAUCCUGACUGUGGAAGAAUGAGGAUCUAAAGCAUGGCAUCAUCUGACCCGCUUAUGGCUCCUGGAGGCAGUGCUUUGAAAGAAGUCCAAGAAUCUAACUCAACCGCCAUGGAUUACGAUGUUAAAACGGCAAAAGCAGAGACUAACAGUAAACCGACAAGGUCGGGUAGUGCUGGCGGUGUCAGUAAAUACGGGAUUCAUUCCAACCAUUGCGUUUAUGAGCUCCUCGAAUGUCCUGUUUGUACGAAUCUGAUGUACCCUCCAAUUCAUCAGUGUCCGAAUGGCCACACACUUUGUUCAAACUGCAAGAUCAGAGUGCAGAACCUGUGCCCGACAUGCCGCUACGAGCUGGGAAACAUAAGGUGUUUGGCCCUCGAGAAAGUUGCGGAAUCUUUGGAAGUUUCAUGCCGGUACCAAAGCCUCGGAUGCCAUGACAUUUUCCCUUACUACAGCAAGCUCAAGCACGAGCAGCAUUGCGGGUUUCGUCCUUACACCUGCCCUUACGCUGGAUCCGAGUGUUCGGUCACUGGAGAUAUCCCGACACUCGUUUCUCAUCUCAAGGACGAUCAUAAGGUCGAUAUGCAUGAUGGGUGCACCUUCAACCACCGGUAUGUGAAGGCAAAUCCACAUGAGGUCGAGAAUGCUACCUGGAUGCUUACGGUAUUCAACUGCUUCGGGAGGCAGUUCUGCUUGCACUUUGAGGCGUUCCAGCUCGGGAUGGCGCCAGUUUACAUGGCGUUUCUACGGUUUAUGGGAGACGAGAAGGAAGCGAAGAGAUUCAGCUACAGCUUGGAAGUAGGGGGGAACGGGCGGAAGCUGACGUGGCAAGGGAUUCCGAGAAGCAUUCGAGACAGUCACAGGAAAGUCCGAGACAGCCAGGACGGCCUUAUCGUACCGAGGAACCUGGCAUUGUAUUUCUCCGGCGGUGGGGACAGGCAAGAGCUCAAGCUGAGAGUCACUGGUCGGAUAUGGAAGGAAGAAUAGCUUAUCCGAAAUGCCAAACAAGCGGUCUCUUGAAUGAUUUUGAUCAAAACCCCGAUAUUGUACAUAACAUUGGAUGAGAGAAAGUGAAAAGAGACAAGAAGAAAUCCGCCAUGGUUUGGGUUCUGUGGAGAAAGAGACAGGACCAGACAUGAAGCUUGAAGAGAAAGAAACACGACAGAGAGAAAAGACACGAGUGUUUGGUUAUGUUCUCGAUGCACAACAAUGUCGAAUCAAGUUUGGUGAUGAUUGAAUCAAAAUUCUAAGCUUCUAUUUGCCUU
This is a messenger RNA of Tarenaya hassleriana, 1417 nucleotides long. RefSeq names its product E3 ubiquitin-protein ligase SINAT2. Lineage: Eukaryota; Viridiplantae; Streptophyta; Magnoliopsida; Brassicales; Cleomaceae. Gene Ontology annotation, biological process: ubiquitin-dependent protein catabolic process; multicellular organism development. Gene Ontology annotation, molecular function: ubiquitin protein ligase activity; zinc ion binding; protein binding. The record is from RefSeq and is a predicted model, not a curated record. The coding region runs from base 189 to 1139 and encodes 316 amino acids. Gene Ontology annotation, cellular component: cytoplasm. The transcript is spliced from 5 exons.